GCAGUCGUCUUCUCUCUCUCUGGUGUGAAGUGUUUCAGAAGCGUUUUGGAUUUCUUCUUUUUCUCUUUUCUAUUGGGAAUGACUAGUGACGAAUUCAAGGGCAUUUUCGUAAUUUAGAUCUGCUGGUGUUGAAGAAAAAGAAGGUUUUUGUUUUAUUUGAGAGAUGGAGAGAGAUUUUCUAGGAUUGAAUUUGAAGGAGUCGAUAACGAUGGCGAAAGAAGAGAUAAAAGAUGGACUCAAAGAUCAAGCAUACAUGGGAGGUACAGGGAUGCAAUGGACUUUCUCAAAUAAGGUCUCAGCUCUGCCUCAAUUCAUGGCUUUCAAGGCUUCACAGGAAGAGAGGCCCAAGAAGAUGAUGUUCGAUCACCACAGCUCUUCUGGAUUUCAGCCAAUCUUGACUUCAUUGGACUCUAGUCAGAAACACUGUGGAGUGAUAACUCAGAAAGCCUUUAAUCUUGAAAGACAAGGCCCCCAUUUCAUGAUGCCAGCUUAUCAAGUUCACCCCAUUGAUGGCCACGGGGUUUCCACUCACCGAUCUCAUGAAAUCAGAACCUUUCCAGUUUCGAACCAUUCAUUCUCAGUUGCUAUGUCCAGCCCUUUCUUUAAGAUCCAUGGUGCUACAGCUGGCCUGAACAUGGUAGCUAAUUCCGUGAAGCAACAGCCCCUGGGAGGAAUUCCAGUGACGACUCCACAUUCUGUACUUCCUGUCAUGGGCUCUAUGGUCGGGACGUAUGCUCCAAGAUUGAAACAGGGUGUCUUCUGUAGGAAAAAUUCCAAACCCGUGGCGGCACCGCCACAACUCACCAUAUUUUAUGGGGGAGCGGUGAAUGUCUAUGAUGACAUAUCACCGGAGAAGGCCCAGGCGAUUAUCUCUUUAGCAGGAAAUGGGUCUUCUUUGGCUGCAAAUGCCAUGAAUCUGAAAUCCAACCAAGUGCAGGCACUGGCUCCCAAGCAUGUGGCACUCGAGGGCAUUCUUGGGAACCAGUCCCAUUCAACCUCACCUUGCUCAGGCCUUUCAAGCCCAAUAUCUGUCACCUCGCACUCUGCUGGUCAGUCAUGUGGUGGAUCCAUCAACACCGAUAAUUUGAUGGCCACAAACGGUUCUGCACCCUUGGCUUCCAGCAGCCAAUCUGAGACUCCAAAAAUAGCGACAUCUGUUGGAUCUGCUGCUACAACUUUGACGCCAGCAGCAGUGCCUCAGGCUCGUAAAGCAUCAUUGGCUCGGUUUUUGGAGAAGCGCAAGGAGAGGGUGAUGAAUACUGCGCCUUAUGCCCUAUCCAAGAACAACACAGAGGAUGCCCUUGGAUCCGACGUCUCUGGUUUCAUCAGCAAAGCCCAGACAUCCCCAGUUGCACUGCCCAGUGGCAAGGAUCAGCAGUGGUGUCUGGGACUGCACAAGAACGAUGCUAUUGGUGCAAAAUUGCAAGCCAAGUCAGAGAUGUAAUUCACAAAGGAGUUAUUUCUUCUUUGUAGGUUCAAAUUAUCAAUUUUGUUCUAAUUUUGAUUCUUUUCGAUGUCAAAAUCUCCACGAAAGGUCUUCCUUUUAAGUAUAUAGUUUAUAGGUUUAAUUGGCUUUUUAGAGAGCCUUUUUUAUUAGAGCACUCUAUGUAACAUAUGUGACUUCUGUGAUUUUGUAGAAAUAAUACAAGGUAAGCAUAUGUUCCAAUA
Magnolia sinica is the source of this 1668-nucleotide messenger RNA. Its product is annotated as protein TIFY 6B. The transcript is spliced from 7 exons. Lineage: Eukaryota; Viridiplantae; Streptophyta; Magnoliopsida; Magnoliales; Magnoliaceae. The record is from RefSeq and is a predicted model, not a curated record. Gene Ontology annotation, biological process: regulation of defense response; regulation of jasmonic acid mediated signaling pathway; response to wounding. The coding region runs from base 164 to 1444 and encodes 426 amino acids. Gene Ontology annotation, cellular component: nucleus.